AAACAUGGGUUGGCAUGAGACUAAAAGCAUGUCUGCGAUUUUUUGUACUUCCUCGUCCGCCAGUCGGACUAGUCGCUAUAGUCGCAACUUAGACCAAAUACCCCGCUAGACUAAAGUCGCAAAGACAACUUGAUUCUUGCAAUGAAAUUAUUUGUAUUCUUUGUUGCGGCAGUGCAAAUAUACAGCGUGACGCCUGUCAUUCACACGCUCACUUAUUUCAAGACGGGCUCUCAAGUUGCAAAGCUACCAGAGUACUUGCUGGUCGCGUAUGUUGACGGCGUUCAGAUUCUGCAGUUCGACAGCAACCACAGGGAAACGAAAGUGAAACAUGACUGGGUGAACAAAAUCACAGAAGAUAAUCCGCACUUCUGGAAGAGAGACACAGAGAUCAAUAUUUGGAAUGAGCGGGUCAUGAAAAUGAACAUUGAAACCGCUCAAAAGCGCUUCAACCAAACUGGAGGUGUUCACAUGAUGCAGGUGAUGAGAGGCUGUGAAUGGGACGAUGAGACUGGUGAGGUUGAUGGUUGGCAGCACGUCCGUUACGAUGGAGAAGACUUCCUAUCGUUUGAGGCGAAGACGAUGACAUGGAUCGCAGCACAUCCACAAGCUUUCAUCUCCAAAUUGAAGUUGGACCAAAUCGACGGGUUCAAUGAAGCCAGAAAGAAUUACUUCAUUGAAGAAUGUCCUUUUGAGUUGAAGAAGCAUGUGAGCAACGGGAGGGACUACCUGACGAGAACUGAGCUUCCCAAGGUGUCUCUCCUGCAGAAGACGCCUUCCUCUCCGGUCACCUGCCACGCCACGGGUUUCUACCCCAUUACAUCGUCCCUCUUUUGGAGGAAGAACGGCGAGCAGGUCCACGAGGACGUGGAGAUGGGGGAGACCCUCCCCAACCACGACGGAACCUUUCAGACCUCGGUCCACCUGAAAGUGGAGCUGACGCCCGCCGCGGAGCGGGAGUACGAAUGCGUGUUCCAGCUGGCCGGCGUCUCGGAAGGCAUCGUCAUCAAGCUGGACGCCGGAAGCAUCCUGAGCAACGCGCGCAUCCAGGAAGAGCAAGACAGGAAGAAGGUGGUGGCCAUCGCCGUCCCGUUGGUGGUUCUCGCUCUGGUGGCGGUGGCGGCAGCAGUCCUUGCCAACCGUUUCAAAAGCAAACAAGCCGAAUACUCUCAAGCUUGUAAAGGGGAAAAGCCGACAGGAAAAGAGGAAGAGGAAAAGAAAGAAGACAAAGAAGAACAUUCUCAAGUUUCCGAUUCUGAGCCUGUUGCCGAGUGAGAGGCAGCAACGGUCACCUGGUGUCAGAAUUCUUUCAGAGGACUUUCUCAUCACAACACAGAUGUUUUCUUCUUCUUCAAGUCAACAAUAAUUAUGUUUCGGUUAAAUCAAGUUUUUGGGUGGUUUCAACGACGAUAGCGACAAGCUUCAUUCUUGUUUGAUUGUAUUUCCUAUUUUGAAAUGCCGUUUGAUCCCAGGUCUUCAUCUAAUAAACAACUAACAUGUUUCUCAGAAGGUGAGGUUCUUGACUGCCCUUAUUUGAACUGUGGCUGAACAUAUUCAACGAUCAAUGCCCAACGUGGAAAUCCAAAACGGAGCGUGCUACUCGACUGCAACCAGCGGGUGGUGUCGAGUCACGCUCAACAGGUUGGCUGUCUAAAGAAGUUCAGCAUAACGAUGGGAGGUGAAGCAAAAUUUUUGCCGCUGCGUUUGGAAUUUUGCUCUCUUGGAAAGAAUAAAGCAGUUGUCAAUUUUUGUCAUUGUUGAAAUCAAGUGAAUGUCAAUCAAAUGUGUCAAUAAAACACUAUAUA
Messenger RNA from Syngnathus acus (greater pipefish), 1802 nucleotides. Its product is annotated as H-2 class I histocompatibility antigen, K-Q alpha chain-like. Gene Ontology annotation, biological process: immune response. Bases 142 to 1272 code for a protein of 376 amino acids. NCBI's taxonomy places the organism in Eukaryota, Metazoa, Chordata, Actinopteri, Syngnathiformes, Syngnathidae. The record is from RefSeq and is a predicted model, not a curated record. Gene Ontology annotation, cellular component: external side of plasma membrane. The transcript is spliced from 8 exons.